AUGAAAGACCCAGAUAGACCGUUUUUGUUCAUAUUUUCUAUAGGUUGCCCGUCUGGAUACACUACAUACAAGGGUGUAUGCUUCAAGGCAUACAAUCAAAGCAAAACCUACACUCAGGCCGGAAAGGUGUGUGCAGAGGACGAGGCGCUCCUGGCCAUGCCGAAGGACAGAGACGUGGACGACUUCGUGAGAGAGCUGAAGAACGCCGUGGAUGAAACCUCCCAUUUCUGGUUUGGCCUAAACGAUCCGAACGACCAGAGUGAGUGGGUGUGGGCAGACGGGACUCCACACGGCAUCAGGUCUGACUGGAACCGCUGGCAGCUCGGGGAACCUAACGGCAACGAGGGAGAAAACUGCGCGAACUACUAUGGUUCAGGCUGGAAUUACGCGCCGUGCUCCUCUGCUUACAAGUUUAUCUGCCAGCUGGAUAAAACAAUCGACUGCUCUCUGGGACAUUUCCGCUGUGGACACAGACAAGCCUGUAUCCUAUCCUGGAAGCGGUGUGACGGGAUCCCGGACUGCACGGACGGGAGUGAUGAGGAGGGCUGUGUGUGCCGGCCAAUCCCUAGGGGUUUUGAAAUCGACAGCAGGCUUGCAAUCCUACCGAAUCAGCUGGGUCAUACGACGUUUGAGGAGAUACAGAAUUCCUCCCUCGUGGAGCUGCUCAACAGUUCGCAAAGCAUCCCGGGAAAGUAUCACCCUGAGAUAAGGACAUUCUUGUCGAGAGUCCUUUUCCCACAAUGCAAUGUCUCCGAAGAAAAUAAGACUCAGUGCUCUUCGCUCCUAAAUGCAGCCAACAUGGACUCAUGCAUGGGAACACAGCUGGUGCCAUGCCGCUCGUGGUGUGAAGAAGUGCUCCACAUGGCUGAUGACUGGAUAAAGAACCAGCUGCCGCGAUGUGACCUGUUUCCUUCAUCCGAUCACAACUGUUGGAAUCCCAAACCAGCCAAGAAAGGAAGCGAAGUUUGCUACCACGGAACUGGCAUGAACUACCGUGGCACAUGGAGUAAAACGACAUCCGGAGCAGAUUGUGUGGAGUGGUCAGCUGCACAAGCUGGUUACUACAAGACAAAAUUCCCUUGGGCGAACCUGAAUAACAACUACUGCCGCAACCCUACAGGUCUAGAGCGGCCAUUUUGUUUGACCGAAGGAGGUAGCCAGGCGGAAUGUGACGUCAUCCCGUGUGGUAAGUUGUCGUGCUGCUGGGACAGGGGUCCUCCGAACUACGGCAAGAGAAGCCCCAAUAAGAGGUUCUACUACGUAGAAGAAAAGGUCACGUAUUCGUGCAACGAAGGCUACACACUCAAGUCCGGUUACACUAGUGAAGUGAGGUGCAUCGAAGGAGGCAAUUGGCAAUAUGACAAGCCCCGUUGCUCAGUGAACCACAGACAAAGGCUGCAAAAGGAUCUACUGGAGAUUUCCAGUGCAGGCCUGCCACCUGAGAAUGUCAUCGUCAACUUUAAAGGAUCUGUGGAACAAGUUGUCGACUUGGAUGAAAAGAAGGAGCAACUUGUUGCGUCUGUCGUCAUCGAUUUCACAUGGCAGGACAGCCGACUGAAUUGGGAUCCGAAAUACUACGAUAACGUCACCACGCUAAGCGUUCGCGGCAGCGACAUCUGGGCACCGACGUUGAUUCUGAAAAGAAAUGCUGAUCCGGUCUACAAAGGCCUAGAAAAGAAUGUGCCGGUCCGAAUGAGCCGCAGUGGUCUGGUAGAAUGGCGUGUAGAAACCCUGACCACCACCGUAUGUGAUGCAGACCCCUUCUUCUUCCCUGCAGACAUCAUGGAAUGCGACAUAUGCUUUUCCGCAGCCACAGCAAUUGCGCAAACCAUCCAAUGCGAAGGGGGAAGGUCUGCAGACAAUAUGGGAAACAGUCCCUGCAACUCUUACUCCGCUGCAAAAACGGAGGGCGAAUGGUAUCGAAAGGACAAGAUCUUCGCGAAAGACAACAGGGAGGCGUGCCUUGCUGUUCAUCUGUCCAGGAUUCCACUGUUCCACAUCGCCACUACUGUAGGACCCUGCGUCAUCCUGGUGGUACUGAUGACGAUCACAUUCAUGAUGCCCUUGGACAGGGGCGACCGGAUCGCGUUCGGAGUGACCAUUCUACUCUCCAUGGUCGUGUCUCUCGUGUUUGUGACAGACGUACUUCCUGUCAAGGGGGCAUUACCUCUUUUCGCUACGCUAAUCAUCUUGUGGAUGGGGCUGAUGGGAUUAUUCCUAUUCUUCACUCUGAUCAUCAUCAUCAUUCACGACAGGGAGGGCAGCCUGUCUCCGACCGCGAAGAUUAUUUUUCUUCGUUAUAUUUCAAAGAUGCUGCUGUUGGGUGAUCUAACAAAGCAGAAGCGUGCAGGCGAUGGAGAGGCUGACCUGACCAACCACCCUGGCAUAGAGAUGACCAACUACGCCUUCCAAACGGAUGACAUGGUCGAAGAAGGGAGACCCGGUGAUGAUAACAUACGGACCGGGCAACCAUCAACGCCUCCUGCACCUACAGACCUGGAGGCCACCGGUUCGUCUGACCUUCUCGAGCUGAUCUCUUGCGUAAAAGAGGUAAGGAACGAGAUAAAGGGGCUGACUAGGGCGGUUAAUAACCAAACAGAGGAGCUGACGAAGGCCAUGAACAACAAAGAGGAUGUGUCCGACUACACCCUGCUGGCUAAGGUCCUGGACAGGGUGUGUCUUGUCAUGUACGUCAUCAGCAUCGCGGCAAUCGUUCCCAUGACCAUGUAUUUGAGCAAGUAAAAGUUUGGCAAGAACGUUUAUAAUCUUGUUUUGUAGUUUGAU
This is a messenger RNA of Branchiostoma belcheri (Belcher's lancelet), 2784 nucleotides long. RefSeq lists its product as uncharacterized. Gene Ontology annotation, cellular component: membrane. Gene Ontology annotation, molecular function: protein binding; extracellular ligand-gated monoatomic ion channel activity. The record is from RefSeq and is a predicted model, not a curated record. NCBI's taxonomy places the organism in Eukaryota, Metazoa, Chordata, Leptocardii, Amphioxiformes, Branchiostomatidae. The transcript is spliced from 13 exons. Gene Ontology annotation, biological process: monoatomic ion transport. Bases 1 to 2742 code for a protein of 913 amino acids.